Messenger RNA from Saccostrea echinata, 1955 nucleotides. RefSeq lists its product as uncharacterized. Gene Ontology annotation, molecular function: endonuclease activity. Gene Ontology annotation, biological process: maturation of LSU-rRNA; maturation of 5.8S rRNA. NCBI's taxonomy places the organism in Eukaryota, Metazoa, Mollusca, Bivalvia, Ostreida, Ostreidae. The transcript has 14 exons. The record is from RefSeq and is a predicted model, not a curated record. Gene Ontology annotation, cellular component: preribosome, large subunit precursor; Las1 complex. The coding region runs from base 35 to 1660 and encodes 541 amino acids.
AGUGUAGCACGUGUGGAUUUUAUUGCUGUCAAAAAUGGGUAAAGCUGCAAAAUCAAAACGGAAGGGUGAAAGUAAAGUUAAAAUAAUGGUUGUGCCAUGGCGAGACAAAGAAGAAUUUAGGCAAGUGCAUGCAGGGGUAUUUUCUGAGGAUCUAGAGCCUAAACAAAGAGCAUUGGCAAAGAUGACUACAUGGCAAAGCAGGGCACUUAAUAAAUUGCCAAUUGCUAUUGAAAGUACCAUGGCAUUGUGUAGAGCAUGCAUAUCUCAUCAGCUAGCCAUACAAGAAGGAACAGUCCAUGAAAAUCACUUAAAGCUGGUGUAUGAAUACAGCAUGGGUAUUAUUAGAUUUGUUAACAACAUAACAGAGCUAGGACAGACUGGAAGAGUUAGAAUGGCAGUCCACACUAUUGCUGGCAAUUUUGGUAUUCCCAACUGGAUAGUUGAGAUGAGACACAGUGCCACACAUAGAUCUAUGCCCUCCUUGUCAGAGCUUACUGCAGGAACUGACUGGGUGUUAGACUGGCUCAAGGAGGACUUCUGGGAUGCACAGUUAAAAAUCAUGGAGAGUAUCAAACCUAAAAAAUCAUUUGAUUUGGAAGAAGAUAGGGAAUUUGUGGACAAAAUCAUCGAAAAAUACAUGGCAGAUACUCUAAAAGCCAUCAGAACAGGAGAGAAAAGUGUCAAUUGUUACAGUGAUUUACUCAGGUUACUGGAGCGACAUAAGUCCAGAAUGCUGUGCUGCAUAUUCAAGAAGGGACACUUCAUACCAACUCCUGUACAGUUAAGAGAGCUAAACAUCAGCGCAAGGGAGUUAAUGAGUUCACAACAUUUAAGGAUACCUGAUAUCUUGGGUAAACUGUGGGGGCCAUUAUUGAACAUCUUACACAGAAUGAAAUUGACCUCUGCCCUGGUACAGUUGAUGGUUACCAUGGUAACAGACAAAGAGAAUUUCCAGAAUUUCUUUUUAUGUAGCUGGUUACAUAGAAUCAUCAGUUCUAACUCCAUGAGUGGAAAUUAUGAAGAACGAAAUCUGAAAGCAAGCAAAAGGAAGCUAUAUAAAUACAGACGACACAUUCCUUACAGACUUAUUCUGGAGAAAUUACUGAGACAUCCCAGUAUCUACACACAGGUCAUCAUCAAACUAUUGCUCCCCCUACAAACUCCAGCUGUUACCCCGGCAACUAAGAAGAAAAUACACAAACUUCUGGAUGUUGUUUGUGGAAAAUCUACACAGAGUGAUUCAAGUGAAAAUGAUACACCAAUUCAUUCCAUUUUAGAUGUUGAUAAGUCUGUGAUAGGCUCCGAGAGUGAGGAAAGCUUACCCCAGGUCGGAGAUAUUCAGCAUCAGGCUCAGCAGUUUAAUCAGUCCCCAUGGACAAGAGAUCAAGAUAUCCUGAACUGGGAGCGUAUUCCCCUGGGUUCUCUAGAUAUGUUCCAAGGGCAGAUAACUCCUAUCUCAUGUGAUGAAUCUCUUGAUGAGAAUCCAGAUGAGGAAGAUUUUCUAUAUGAGGACGAACUCGGUUCUGAUCCAUAUGGUGUGAAAUUCAGGCAGCACAUUGAAACAUCAAACGAUGAAAAGAAUGGUCUUCAAAAUAAAACCAAGAUAUUAUGGACAGAUGAAGAAAUCAACAUAAUAAAGCAGACAAUGGACCUGAUUUAGAAUCAACAUUAUAAAACACACAAUGGACCUGAUUUAGAAUCAACAUAAUAAAACACACAAUAGACCUGAUUUAGAAUUUUUCAAAUUCAGAAAUGUAAAUUGUUAAAUGUUAAUUUUUCUGAAUUUCAUUCCAAUGAUGCCAAAGUAUAAUUAUUUAAUGCCUGCCUGUAAGCAGAGGGUCUGUUCAACUUCAUUCUCCAGGCCAUAUUAUGUUUGUUUAUAUGAGCUGAAUUGGUUUGGACAUUUUCUUACACAAUUUUAUUUAGAUAUUAAAGCUAUGUUGUUAGAGACUUAA